AUGGAGGCGGACGGGGACCGGGAGGAGCUGGCCCACCUGCGCUCGCUCUUCGCUGCCUGCGACGCGAACCGCUCGGGGCGCCUGGAGCGCGAGGAGUUCGGCGCGCUGUGCGCGGAGCUGCGCGUGCGGCCGGCCGACGCCGAGGCCGUGUUCCAGCGGCUAGACGCUGACCGCGACGGCGCCAUCACCUUCCAGGAGUUCGCGCGCGGCUUCCGUGGGUCCUGCCGCGGGGGGCGGCACCGAGCCUGGGCUCCUUGGGAGCCCGCGUCUGCCUCAGCCCAGGUGGGACCCGACCCCGAGGACAGCCAAGAGGACGAGGGCGACGGGGACGCGCUGGCAGCCCCCUGGGGUCGGGCGAGCGCCGGCCAGGCUUGGCAGGACUUCCAGGCGCGACUUGGAGACGAGGCCAAAUUCAUCCCCAGAAAAGAGCAAGUUAGUACCUUGUAUCUAAACAUCAACCUUGUGGAGCCAAGACUAAUUCAGUCGUAUGAGCAUGUUAUAAGGAACUUUAUCCAUGAGAUCAAACUGCAGAGCACAGAAAUGGAAAACCUGGCCAUUGCAGUGAAGAGAGCCCAGGACAAGGCAGCCAUGCAGCUGAGUGAGUUGGAAGAGGAAAUGGAUCAGAGGAUUCAGGCAGCAGAACACAAGACGCGUAAAGAUGAAAAACGUAAGGCUGAGGAAGCCCUCAGUGACCUCAGACGUCAGUAUGAAACAGAAGUAGGAGAUCUACAGGUGACAAUAAAGAAACUUAAAAAGCUAGAAGAACAAUCAAAACAACUAAGUCAAAAAGAAGAUGUGGCUGCCUUAAAAAAGCAAAUUUAUGAUUUAUCAAUGGAAAAUCAGAAAGUUAAGAAAGAUCUUUUAGAAGCACAGACAAACAUAGCCUUCCUCCAGAGUGAAUUAGAUGCUUUGAAAAGUGAUUAUGCCGAUCAGACUCUGAAUUCAGAAAGGGAUCUGGAAAUAAUCCGAGAGUACACAGAAGAUCGAAAUAGUCUUGAGAGACAAAUUGAAAUACUCCAAACAGCUAACCGGAAGUUACAUGACAGUAAUGACGGCCUUAGGAGUGCCCUUGAAAACAGUUACAGCAAGUUCAACAGAUCUUUGCGCAUAAGUAAUAUAUCACCAGGGAAUACAAUUUCUAGGAGCAGUCCCAAAUCUAAUGGUCAUUCUCCUCAUCCUCUGGGCUUUGACAGGUCAUUCCGCUCCUCCUACAUGGAUGAGGACUGUGACUCAUUGGCCCUCUGUGACCCUAUGCAGAGGAUGAAUUGUGAGGUGGACAGCCUUCCCGAGAGCUGCUUUGACAGCGGCUUGUCUACCCUGAGAGACUCCAACGAAUAUGACUCGGAGGUGGAAUACAGGCACCAGAGGGCACCUCAGAGGUCACACGGCACGCAGGAGAGCUUUGGGGGUGAUGCUUCAGACGUAGACGUUCCUGAUAUAAGGGAUGAAGAGACGUUUGGUGCCGAAGGUGUGGCUGCCAUCUUAGACUGGAAGCCCCAGGGGUCCACUAGUGAGGGCAGCAUCGUCAGUUCUUCAAGAAAGCCCAUCUCAGCUCUGUCACCACAGACAGACAUGGUGGAUGGCGACCAUAAAUCUUCCAGCUCACAGAAGGCUUACAAGAUUGUGCUUGCUGGGGAUGCUGCAGUGGGGAAGUCUAGUUUCCUCAUGAGGCUCUGCAAGAAUGAAUUUCGAGGAAAUACAAGUGCCACCCUGGGAGUCGAUUUUCAGAUGAAAACUCUCCUUGUGGACGGAGAGCGCACAGUCCUGCAGCUCUGGGAUACGGCUGGUCAGGAGAGGUUCAGAAGUAUCGCCAAGUCUUACUUCAGAAGAGCAGAUGGCGUUCUGCUGUUGUAUGAUGUUACGUGUGAGAAAAGCUUUCUCAAUGUUCGAGAAUGGGUGGACAUGAUCGAGGAUGCAACCCAGGAGAGUGUUCCUAUCAUGUUGGUAGGAAACAAGGCUGACCUCCAUGAUGCUGCUGCAGCAGAGGAACAGAAGUGUGUCCCGGGAUACUUGGGAGAAAAACUGGCCAUGACCUAUGGGGCAUUAUUCUGUGAAACCAGUGCCAAAGAUGGCUCGAAUAUAGUGGAAGCUGUUCUCCAUCUUGCUCGGGAAGUGAAAAAAAGGACCGAUGAAGAUGACAGCAAAUCCAUCACCAAUCUGACCGGGACCAGUUCCAGAAAGUCAGCGCAGAUGAAGAACUGUUGCAGUAGUUAAAUCCCAAACAUCCUUGGCCUGUCAGGUCUUCAGGCCCAGAGUCCUGGGUGUCUGUGACGUGUUUGCUUCUCACAGAGGCCUGCGUCAUCCAGACACGGCCAGGUGGAAGCUGACAGUGUGGGCCUCGGAACUGUGCUCUGAGAUCCUUCUGGAGCCCUGGCUCUUUGCUAGGUUUCAGUGAAUGAUUUGGGCCCCAAGGUUGAAGGUACCUUGUCUUGUCCUUACAGAGUCUCAAAAGAGAACAUGUAAAAAAAUUGUUAAAAAAAUCAUAUGCUCAGAUCAAAGCUAUAGAAGAAACUUCCUGAUGUAGAUUCACAUGGUAGCUAACUUUGUAGAUAACCUAAAACAACAUUUUUUUUUUCAAGUAUCUGUUACUAGAAUACUAGUAAAAGGGGAUUAUCAUCCUAGCUUUGCUGUCUGUGGUCUCAGAUGUGUCAGCAGCCCACGAUAGACCUGUUUCCUCACCUGCAAAACAAGGAGCUUGGCUUUGCAGGCCUUGGCCUCUCGGAUUCUGUGCACUGUAAGGAGUGGGAAGGAGACCACGAUGACUCACGGUUAAUAAGGACUCUGGUUAGUCGACUUUUUAAAUAUUGGGGCAUUGACUUUUCUCAUUUCUGAAACAACAGAAUUUAAUUGAGAAAAAAUAAUGUUGUAGGCUUCAGUGGAGACAGAAAAAUCUAUUUUUAUAUACAGAGGAAAAAACGUUUGUGUGACAAAAAG
This is a messenger RNA of Neogale vison (American mink), 2934 nucleotides long. RefSeq names its product ras and EF-hand domain-containing protein. NCBI's taxonomy places the organism in Eukaryota, Metazoa, Chordata, Mammalia, Carnivora, Mustelidae. Bases 1 to 2214 code for a protein of 737 amino acids. The record is from RefSeq and is a predicted model, not a curated record. Gene Ontology annotation, molecular function: GTP binding; GTPase activity; calcium ion binding. The transcript is spliced from 17 exons.